This is a messenger RNA of Aspergillus japonicus CBS 114.51, 798 nucleotides long. Its product is annotated as ceramidase. Gene Ontology annotation, cellular component: endoplasmic reticulum membrane. The transcript is spliced from 7 exons. Gene Ontology annotation, biological process: ceramide biosynthetic process; ceramide catabolic process. NCBI's taxonomy places the organism in Eukaryota, Fungi, Ascomycota, Eurotiomycetes, Eurotiales, Aspergillaceae. The record is from RefSeq and is a predicted model, not a curated record. The annotation marks the transcript as partial.
AUGGAUGUAUCGCUAAAGGACCCUUUUUGGGGCCCGCAAACAUCCUACUUAAACUUUUGUGAAGAGGACUAUGUCGUCACUCGCUAUGUGGCUGAAUUCAUCAACACCUGCAGCAGCCUCAUCUACAUCCUCUAUGGAAUCUACGGCCUGAGCCAGCUGCGAUCCAAGCCCACGGCAUCCUUCGCCCGGGCGAUCCCCUGGUUCGGUCUGAUGGGCGUGGGGAUCUGCUCGGCCGGGUACCAUAUGACCCUGAAAUACCACACGCAGAUGUCGGACGAGCUCUCGAUGCAUCUGUUGACCACGCCCCUCGUAUAUCGGGUCCUCACGUUCCAGGUGAGCCCGCAGUGGCGGCGUCUCAUCGGCAUCGCGCUCGCGCUUGAGUUCACCACCGUCAUGGUCGUCCACAUGGUCAUGGACGAGUUCCUGCUCCACGCCGUGACCUUCGGGGCGGGGGCGUUGCUCAUCGCGCGACGAACCAUGCAGAUCAUCUCGCAACAGAUCCCCAACCCCGCCAUCAAGCAGAAGACCCGCAACAUCGGGCGGUUCGGGAUUUUCUGUUUCCUCUUCGGCUAUUUCGCCUGGCUAGUCGAUGUGUGGGCGUGCAACCACUUGACCCGCAUCAGGGAGCUGGUUGGUGCGCCGGUCGCAUUUUUCUUUGAGCUGCAUGGAUGGUGGCACUUCUUCACGGCUAUCGGUGCCUAUGUCGCGGUCGCAGUGGUCGAUAUGAUCACCUCGGGUGAGGUGCACACCGACCCCACGCCCCAGCUCGCCUGGCCGGUCUCGCUUGCCGCCCGGCUC